AUGUCGUCCUUUUCAUUCACCUUGAAACUUCUGUCUAAUGCGCUUGGAUCUUUCAGAUCAUCAGCAGGCGCCUGUCCAUUGCUAGUUGUCGGUCAGGUUUGUCCACAGGAAAAUCCACUCUACUAUUUCAAAUGCUGCGGAGAUCUGAACGCAUCGUGCUGCUUCCGAUUGCAGGUACGAUUGGUGUAA
This is a messenger RNA of Haemonchus placei, 189 nucleotides long. The record is from the annotation of a GenBank genome assembly. NCBI's taxonomy places the organism in Eukaryota, Metazoa, Nematoda, Chromadorea, Rhabditida, Trichostrongylidae.